AGCCGCGAUCAUGGUGUUGUGCGUCGUUAACUAAGUGAACCCGGAUAUAUUGCUUUGACUUUAGGACGUUCAGUGAACAAUGAUCAUGAUGGACAUAAGUAUGUACGGCCAUCAUAAUCAGCACGGUGCUACAUACAACUCAACCGCCGAAACUAACUACUACAACUUCAACAGUGACUUGACCCACACAAACCAUCAGUUUUCUAGCAACCACUACCCGUCGUACCACUAUGACGACACGUCUUAUUUAUACGGUACCACCACCGACUCAGUGGAGACACCACCAAGUCCCCAAGACUUGAACUACUACCCCCAUCAAGCCAUCCAGGAAAACCCUAUAAUUAACACCGACACCGGCCUAAGCUACACCAACUUAGACUACAACAACACAAACGGCAACCACAUGUACCACCCCCAGGCCACCUACAACGAGUCGUACCCGAGACAGGACGCCCUGCUUCGACACGAGGACAACGCCGACGGCCAACAGCUGCACCAGAACUACGUGCACGACAAUAAGUACCACAUCGAAAACGACGUCUCGUACCAUCACCAGCCGAGCAGUUCCUGCAUGGAGUUCCAGCAGUUGCACAGGUACAAGGAGGAGGUGAUGCACGGUGACGGGAGGCUGAGGGGCCACCAUGUGAUGCACAGUAUAAACGCCGUGCCGCAGCCACAGCCGGUACUGCCCACGUACAAGUGGAUGCAAGUCAAGAGGAACGUGCCCAAGCCUGCCCCAAAGAUGCCGCCGUCAACAAUGAACGACUACUCCGCAACCACCACCACCUCCCUCAACUUGGAGGCUCAAAACCCGGCGUCGCGAAGCUCCUGCCUCGGUUCCAACACCUCCAGCCUCCUGAGCCUCAACUGCCUCAACACCGGCCGGACCAACUUCACCAACAAGCAGCUGACGGAGCUGGAGAAAGAGUUUCACUUCAACAAAUACCUAACCAGAGCCAGACGGAUAGAAAUCGCCUCGGCUCUGCAACUCAACGAGACGCAGGUCAAGAUUUGGUUCCAGAACAGGCGGAUGAAGCAGAAGAAGCGAAUGAAGGAGGGCCUCAUACCGCCGGAGCCGAUACACAACGCGGGGAGCAACAGCAACUCGCCCAAGUCGUCGAACAUGGCGCCCGGGGAUUCCGUGACGGGCAGCAACGAGAACAGUCGAGAAUCGAACUGAAUCGGUUUGGAGGGUGUGUAAAGUAAUUUAUGAAAUGAUGGAUUAAUUGGUUGGAACUGAAACUUUAGUAUAGUUUUUGUACAUAUGCUGUGUUAAGGUCCUGUGUAGGUCUAAAAUUGAUAAAAUAUUUAUUUUAAAUUCAUAAAUACAUAUUAUAAAAUCAUUUGUAAAUUACUUUAUGACGUUUCAAUAUAUUGUGUAUUCUGUCGCCAAAGAUAUAGUAGU
Molecule: messenger RNA, 1405 nt
Organism: Aethina tumida (small hive beetle)
Lineage: Eukaryota; Metazoa; Arthropoda; Insecta; Coleoptera; Nitidulidae
Gene: Lab
Product: homeobox protein Hox-B1b-like
Exons: 2
Coding region: 80-1180 (366 amino acids)
Biological process (GO): regulation of transcription by RNA polymerase II
Cellular component (GO): nucleus
Molecular function (GO): RNA polymerase II cis-regulatory region sequence-specific DNA binding; DNA-binding transcription factor activity, RNA polymerase II-specific
Source: RefSeq, a predicted model, not a curated record